AUGGGUGACAACGAGGAUCGGCCCAGCCGCGAGGUCAAGAACCAUAUUCUCUUCGAGAUCGCCACUGAAGUCGCCCACCGAGUCGGUGGUAUCUACUCGGUCAUCAAGUCGAAAGCUCCUGUCACAACUGCGGAAUAUGGCGACCGCUACACCCUCAUCGGUCCCCUCAACCAUAACUCGGCUGCGGUCGAGGUGGAAGAGCUAGAGCCCGCCAACCCGGAGCUGGCAAAAUCUAUCGAUGCCAUGAAGAGCCGCGGCAUUGGCAUCCUCUAUGGGCGUUGGCUGAUCGAAGGUGCUCCCCGCGUUCUGCUCAUCGACACCAAGACGGCAUAUCAGUACAUGGACGAGUGGAAAUCCGACCUGUGGAACUCUGCCGGCAUCCCGUCUCCCCCCAACGAUGAUGAGACAAACGAGGCCAUCGUUUUCGGAUACCUCGUGGCAUGGUUCCUUGGAGAGUAUGUCUGCCAUGAGAAGACGAGAGCCGUCAUUGCCCACUUCCACGAGUGGUUGGCCGGUGUGGCCCUGCCGCUUUGCAAGAAGCGCCGCAUCGACGUGACCACCAUCUUCACCACCCACGCUACUCUACUCGGUCGCUACCUCUGCGCUGGGUCCGUCGACUUUUACAACAACCUGCAAUGGUUCGAUGUCGACGCCGAGGCCGGCAAGCGCGGAAUCUACCACAGAUACUGCAUCGAGCGCGCUGCUGCACAUGCGUGUGACGUCUUCACCACGGUUUCUCACAUUACGGCUUUCGAGAGUGAACAUCUGCUAAAGCGCAAGCCUGAUGGUGUUUUGCCCAACGGUCUCAAUGUCACCAAGUUCUCUGCCAUGCACGAAUUCCAAAACUUGCACCAACAGUCCAAGGAGAAGAUCCACGACUUCGUCAGGGGCCACUUCUACGGCCACUACGAUUUUGUUCCCGAGGACACGCUCUACUUCUUCACGGCCGGUCGCUACGAGUUUAGGAAUAAGGGUGUGGACAUGUUUAUCGAGUCUCUGGCACGCCUGAACCACAGACUGAAGUCGGCUGGCAGCAAGACAACGGUCGUCGCCUUCAUCAUCAUGCCCGCGCAAACCACUUCGCUCACGGUCGAGGCCCUCAAGGGCCAGGCCGUUAUCAAGUCUCUGAGGGACACUGUCGAUGUCAUUGAGCGAGGAAUUGGUCGACGAAUCUACGAGAGGUCUCUCAAGUGGCACGAUGGCGACCCGAUGCCCGAUGAGAAGGAGCUGAUCACCAGUGCAGACAGAGUUCUGAUUCGACGUCGUCUGUUCGCCAUGAAGCGACAUGGCCUGCCGCCCAUUGUUACUCACAACAUGGUCAACGAUAACGAUGACCCGAUCCUAAACCAGAUUCGUCGGGUUCAGCUCUUCAACCACCCGACGGAUCGCGUCAAGAUUGUGUUCCACCCCGAGUUCUUGAACUCGGCCAACCCCGUCCUUCCCCUCGACUAUGACGACUUCGUCCGCGGUACCCACAUGGGCGUCUUUGCAUCGUACUACGAGCCCUGGGGUUACACCCCUGCCGAGUGUACCGUCAUGGGUGUUCCCAGCAUUACGACGAACCUUUCCGGAUUCGGUUGCUAUAUGGAGGAGUUGAUCGAGAACUCGAGCGACUAUGGUAUCUACAUCGUCGAUCGCCGCAACAAGGGAGUUGAUGACUCGGUCAACCAGCUCACGUCGCAUAUGUUCGACUUCUGCCAGAAGAGUCGCCGCCAACGUAUCAACCAGAGAAACAGAACCGAGCGUCUCAGUGAUCUGCUGGACUGGAAGAGGAUGGGCAUGGAGUACGUCAAGGCCCGGCAGCUGGCUCUCCGCCGCGCAUACCCCGCUUCCUUUGCAGGUGACGAGGAGGAAGACUUCAUCCCAGGUGUCGAGACCAAGAUCUCCCGGCCGUUCUCUGUACCAGGAUCUCCUCGUGACCGUAGCGGCAUGAUGACUCCUGGCGACUUUGCCAGUCUGCAGGAGGGCCGAGAAGGCCUGAGCACCGAGGACUAUGUAGCUUGGAAGCUUCCUGAGGAGGAAGACCCUGACGAGUACCCGUUCCCUCUGACGCUCCGCACGAAGAAGGUAUCUGGGCCUGCGAGUCCGCUAGAUGGCAUCCAGUUGAACGGCAACUAG
Neoarthrinium moseri is the source of this 2118-nucleotide messenger RNA. RefSeq lists its product as uncharacterized. Bases 1 to 2118 code for a protein of 705 amino acids. Gene Ontology annotation, cellular component: cytoplasm. The record is from RefSeq and is a predicted model, not a curated record. Gene Ontology annotation, molecular function: alpha-1,4-glucan glucosyltransferase (UDP-glucose donor) activity. Gene Ontology annotation, biological process: glycogen biosynthetic process. NCBI's taxonomy places the organism in Eukaryota, Fungi, Ascomycota, Sordariomycetes, Amphisphaeriales, Apiosporaceae. The transcript is spliced from 5 exons.